CUUACACAAAGGUGAUCUCAGCACCUGGAGUCACACACCUUUAAUCCCAUCUCUAGAGAGGUGGAGACAGGAGUGAUAUGGCUGGACUGAGAAAAGAAUAAAAGGGAGAAGACAGGAACUGAGAGCUUUUGCCUUUGAGGAUUCUUGGAGACAGGAUUGCCAUUUCAGCUUGGUAGAGGUGUCACAUCCCUGAACUGGAGUUGCAGACAGUCAUGAGGUGCCAUGUGGGUUGUGGGAACUGAACCUGGGUCCUCUGGAAGAGCAGCCAGUGCUCUUAACUGCUGAGCCAUCCCUCCAGCCCCUAUAUUGGCUGGAUACAGCAAAUAUCAUUUUCAAGAUGUCCAGCAAAGGGAGCAGCACAGAUGGCAUAACAGAUUUAGUUAAUGGAAGCCUGUCUAGCAGUCCAGAAGAGAUGUCUGGAGCUGAAGAGGGGAGGGAAACAUCCUCAGGUAUUGAAGUAGAGGCCUCAGACCUGAGUUUGAGUUUGACUGGGGAUGAUGGUGGCCCCAACCGCACCAGCACAGAAAGUCGAGGCACAGACACAGAGAGCUCAGGUGAAGAAAAGGACUCUGACAGCAUGGAGGACACUGGUCAUUACUCCAUCAAUGAUGACAGCCGAGUCCAUGACCACUCAGAAGAAGAGGAAGAGGAACAACCUCGGCACCGAGUACAGCGCAAACGGGCCAGCCGUGAUCAGGACUCCUCAGAUGAUGAACGAGCCCUGGAAGACUGGGUAUCCUCAGAGACAACAGCUUUGCCCCGACCUCGCUGGAAAGCCCUUCCUGCCCUUCGGGAGCGGGAGCUGGGUUCAAGUGCCCGUUUUGUGUAUGAGGCUUGUGGGGCAAGAGUCUUUGUACAGCGUUUCCGCCUGCAACAUGGGCUUGAGGGCCAUACUGGUUGUGUCAAUACCUUGCACUUUAACCAGCGUGGGACCUGGCUGGCCAGUGGCAGUGAUGACUUGAAGGUGGUGGUGUGGGAUUGGGUGAGACGGCAACCAGUACUGGACUUUGAGAGUGGCCACAAAAGUAAUGUCUUCCAGGCCAAGUUCCUUCCUAACAGUGGUGAUUCCACCCUGGCUAUGUGUGCCAGGGAUGGGCAGGUCCGUGUAGCAGAAUUGUCUGCUACACAGUGCUGCAAGAACACAAAGCGUGUGGCCCAGCACAAAGGAGCAUCCCACAAGUUGGCCCUAGAACCAGAUUCUCCCUGUACGUUCCUGUCAGCUGGUGAAGAUGCUGUUGUCUUCACCAUUGACCUGAGACAAGAUCGGCCAGCUUCGAAGCUGGUGGUGACAAAAGAGAAGGAGAAGAAAGUGGGGCUGUACACAAUCUAUGUGAACCCUGCCAAUACCCACCAGUUUGCAGUAGGGGGACGAGACCAGUUUGUAAGGAUUUAUGACCAGAGGAAAAUUGAUGAGAAUGAGAACAAUGGAGUACUGAAGAAGUUCUGUCCUCAUCACUUGGUGAACAGUGAGUCCAAAGCAAACAUCACCUGUCUUGUGUACAGCCACGACGGCACAGAGCUCCUGGCCAGUUACAAUGAUGAAGACAUUUACCUUUUCAACUCUUCUCACAGUGAUGGGGCCCAGUAUAUUAAGAGAUAUAAAGGUCAUAGAAAUAAUGCUACAGUAAAAGGUGUCAAUUUCUAUGGCCCCAAGAGUGAGUUUGUGGUGAGCGGUAGUGACUGCGGGCAUAUCUUUCUCUGGGAGAAGUCAUCUUGCCAAAUCAUUCAGUUCAUGGAGGGGGACAAAGGAGGUGUGGUAAACUGUCUUGAGCCCCAUCCUCACCUACCUGUUUUGGCAACCAGUGGCCUGGACCAUGAUGUGAAGAUCUGGGCACCCACAGCUGAAGCUUCCACUGAGCUCACAGGGUUAAAGGAUGUGAUUAAGAAGAACAAGCGAGAACGGGAUGAAGAUAGCUUGCAUCACACUGACCUGUUUGAUAGUCACAUGCUUUGGUUCCUUAUGCAUCACCUGAGACAGAGACGCCAUCAUCGGCGCUGGCGAGAACCUGGGGUUGGGGCCACAGAUGCGGACUCUGAUGAGUCUCCCAGCUCCUCAGACACAUCCGACGAGGAGGAGGGCCCUGACCGGGUGCAGUGCAUGCCAUCCUGAGGCCCCAAACUUAAGAGGGAUGGGCUGGGGCUGCCAACCCAAUCCUGCCUGGGCAACUCUUUUUGGUCCCAGGCCCUUACAUUCAUCAGAAAUGCACUUUGGACUUUUUGUUUAAAUAAAAGAAAGAUAUCUGAGAAGGACAGACCACAGGAGAUUGAACCAGCAGAGAGCCCCUAGGAGUGAGAGACGCCGGUAUGAGCUUCCAUGGAAAGGUGCAAAGGACUCAGCAGAAAUGGGCCUCUCCCUGAAGCCUUUUGUUCAGGGGGUGAGAAACAAAGCCUUUUGUUAGCAGGCUUGGAUAGGAAAUGGGGCUUAUUUUUCUUUAACCUCCCUUGUUUCUUUUGUGGGGGGUGGGGGAAGGACUGACUGUUCAAUACCAAGGGGCCAGAGAGGAGGGUGAGAAUGCCACUCUUCUUUGGUUUAGGUUUUUCUCCCCCCUUCCCCUCUUUUUUUUUUUUUUUUUUAAAGAAAUCUGACAGUUCCUUUAUUUUUUUUUUUUUUUUAUCCCUGAGCAACCACAUCCCAGGACCCUGUUUUUCUGGAAAAUCCUUAAGAGUCCCUAACCAUCCCAGUACUUUUCCCUUCACUGCACUAUUCUCUGUACUUGUCACAGUGUUUUGCACUUGAUUACGUAUCUUCCACUUUGUCUCUCCAUCCUGCCACUCUCUAAAUGGGGGUCUGCGAUGGAGGCUGUGAAGAAGGGGCUGGGCAAGAGGUGGAAGAGCAGGAAGAAGUUACCUCUGUUUUGUUUUUAAUUUUUCGGUGGCAGCAAUUUCCCUGUCCCUAUCACUGUUAGAGGCCUAAUUUUAUAUCUAUAAAUAUAUUAAAAAGCAAGUUAAACUUGGAUGUAUCAAGUUAAAAUUAUUGUCGAAAGUUUAAAUGCCUAUAUAUUCUCUAUGAAUACAAUGCAAUAAAGGGACUUACAGGAAGAA
Phodopus roborovskii (desert hamster) is the source of this 3042-nucleotide messenger RNA. RefSeq names its product DDB1 and CUL4 associated factor 8 (gene Dcaf8). The transcript is spliced from 14 exons. Gene Ontology annotation, molecular function: protein binding. Lineage: Eukaryota; Metazoa; Chordata; Mammalia; Rodentia; Cricetidae. The record is from RefSeq and is a predicted model, not a curated record. The coding region runs from base 338 to 2110 and encodes 590 amino acids. Gene Ontology annotation, cellular component: cytoplasm; Cul4-RING E3 ubiquitin ligase complex.